Messenger RNA from Apaloderma vittatum (bar-tailed trogon), 966 nucleotides. It is a transcript of the gene SIRT4, whose product is annotated as sirtuin 4. The annotation marks the transcript as partial. NCBI's taxonomy places the organism in Eukaryota, Metazoa, Chordata, Aves, Trogoniformes, Trogonidae. Gene Ontology annotation, molecular function: NAD+ binding; NAD-dependent protein lysine deacetylase activity. The record is from RefSeq and is a predicted model, not a curated record. The transcript is spliced from 3 exons.
GUGAACAUGUUCUCUGCCAGGAAGUUGUCUGGACUUUGCAGAGCCAUCGGAUUCCAUCAUUUCAGAUCCCAUUCUGUAUCCAGAACCUCUCCAAACUUGGCGUUUGUGCCAGCCUGUCUUCCCCCAGAUCCCAGGGAAGUAGAGUUGCUGCAGCGCUUUGUUUCUAACUCCAAGAGGCUGUUUGUAAUGACUGGAGCUGGAAUCUCGACUGAAUCAGGGAUCCCAGAUUACCGCUCUGAAGGUGUCGGGCUCUAUGCCAGGACAGACAGACGGCCCGUCCAGCACGCUGAGUUCGUUCGCAGCGCCAGUGCCCGGCAGCGGUACUGGGCAAGGAACUUUGUGGGCUGGCCCCAGUUCUCCGCCCACCAGCCAAACACAGCACACCUGGUACUCAGGGACUGGGAGAAGCUGGGAAAGCUGCACUGGCUGGUGACCCAGAAUGUGGAUGCCCUUCACACCAAAGCCGGGAGCCAGCGCAUGACAGAAUUGCACGGCUGCACGCACAGAGUUUUCUGCCUGGCCUGUGGAGAUCAAAUCUUGCGCUCUGAGCUUCAGAAGCACUUUGAAGCUCUGAAUCCUACCUGGAAAGCUGAAGCAUUCGGUGUGGCUCCAGAUGGGGACGUCUUCCUAACAGAUGAGCAGGUGCGUAAUUUCCAGGUCCCAGCCUGCCAUAAAUGUGGUGGAAUUCUGAAGCCUGACGUGACAUUCUUUGGAGACACAGUGAGCCGGGAAAAAGUGGAUUUUGUGCACCAACGCCUGGCAGAAUCGGACUCCAUGCUGGUGGCAGGAUCCUCUAUGCAGGUGUACUCUGGUUACAGGUUUGCUCUCGCUGCCCGGGAGAAGCAGCUGCCAAUUGCCAUCCUUAAUAUUGGACCCACAAGGUUAGAUCACUUUGCAUCCUUAAAACUGAAUUCCCGCUGUGGAGAGCUGCUGCCUUUGAUUGUUGCACAUGACCCAACAAGCUGA